Drosophila obscura is the source of this 858-nucleotide messenger RNA. RefSeq lists its product as uncharacterized. The transcript has 3 exons. Lineage: Eukaryota; Metazoa; Arthropoda; Insecta; Diptera; Drosophilidae. Bases 106 to 717 code for a protein of 203 amino acids. The record is from RefSeq and is a predicted model, not a curated record.
AUUAUUGCGAUAGAGAGCAAACAAGUAACAACUAGAAACUAAAAACUCACACUCGUCGAAAAAUAAAUUUAAAUUUAACAAAUUUUUCUAAAAGUUUAAUAUAGAAUGGAAACCCCAAAAUCAAACGUCUAUGAAUCGGUGCUACCGCAUAUCAUUGCGAUAUUGAAUUGCGAGCCACGUCAGAGCACCACUGUGGACGAUUUAUGCCACAAAAUUGAGGUCACUGCCCAGACGGAUGAUUUUGUGAUGCAGCACAUCAGUGCCUUUGAGACCCUUAAGACCGCUGUGAACUAUGGCAUAGCGUUGGGCACUGACAUGGGCCUACUGGCCCACUCAAAUGGCAAGGUCCGCCUUGUCAGCAAGCUGCCCAUACGCAGCCUUUCGAGCGAGCAGCCUCAACGCGGCGUAGAGGGCGAAUACACUGAUCUUCGCCGCAGCGUCGAGAAGGUGGAGCAGCCGCUGUUGAAGGAAGUCGACGAGGAGCUCUUGUUCAGCGACGAGAAUGGCCGCCAGCCUUACAGCGUCGAUGAGCCCCUCAUCCCUGGCAUGGUACUACGCUCGUCAAAGAAGUUAGGGACAGGAAAGGUGGACACUCGAUCAACCCCACAUACCAUUGACGGACCAGCUGACGGAACCACUAACGGGCAAACUCAGCAGGAGAACUCCAAUGGUGACACCCAAAACGACACAGUGGGGGCUGACUUAGCUCCAAAUUAAAUUUUGUUCGCUAUAUUCGAUAUAAUUUACAAUCAAAGCAUUAAUAAUGCUACACUCUUUGGCAUUUGCCACAAAUACCUGUCACACCUUUUUGCUCUCUGAUCUUCUGAGUAUUGUUUAAUAAAGGAUUUGAUCUGUACU